Messenger RNA from Patella vulgata (common limpet), 7406 nucleotides. Its product is annotated as transmembrane protein 47. Gene Ontology annotation, cellular component: membrane; cell-cell junction. Lineage: Eukaryota; Metazoa; Mollusca; Gastropoda; Patellidae. The record is from RefSeq and is a predicted model, not a curated record. Gene Ontology annotation, biological process: cell-cell adhesion. Bases 1015 to 1620 code for a protein of 201 amino acids. The transcript has 5 exons.
GCCUACAAUGGUAACAUGAUUAAUCAUUCUGAAUAUCGUGUUCAUUUAAAAACUGAUCGUUGAUAAAAAAAAAAAAAAUCUUAUCUAAUGAACUCUUGAAACAUGCUAGGACUAGGAGGUGCCACUGACUGCUCACAAACUAAGAGGUCGCAGGUUUGAUCCUUGGGAAUUUCCAGUCUUGUUUCUCACUUAAAUAAGUCGCUCCUAAUAUUCGUGUCAUGAGAUGUCAAGUCAUUUUUUCCUGCACAGAUUUGUCUUUUUUGAUGGUAUUUUUUUAAUAAACUACAUUCCUGGUACAAAGUUCAAAAUGUCAGGUAGAUUACCAGUUCCUUAGCCUGAAUUAGUGAGACAUUUUGUCAGUUAGAAUUAUUUAUACUUAUACUGUCUCAAACUGUCAACAACAUAAUUAGCCUACACAGUCACAGUGAGCACACAUCGUGUAGGCUAUCUGGAAAAUGUUCAUGUGCCUGCGACUAAUUAAGAAACCUCAUCUCUUGAUCCUGCAUCAGUGUAAAUCAACGUUUUGAUAAAUGAAGCCUAGAAGAAUAAAAAAAAACAUGAAUGUUCUAGGAUUUAUAUCUAAUUAAUUAUAUAAAUUAUAAUCUACUAUUUUAUUAAUUUUAAACAGACAUUGCCUGGAGGCUGAUUCAAUUUCAAAUAAAUCAAAAUUAAUUAUUUGAUGUCCAGGGCCAUUUUCAUGUCCCUAACACUGGAAUUUAAUUUGUCAGUAGCCUUGAUACACGGUUGUCAAAGCAAGUAUCGGGGUGGGGGCAUAGGACAUUCUAAAACAUAUCUUUUCCUUCUUUCUCAUUAAAAAUCAGAUCAUGCCAAAAAGCAGACGAUUGUUUGGUGGCUGGUCAAAUAAGGGGAAGUAACUCUGCCGAACCAAACAUUUAUACACUUCCGCUGUUGUGAUUCAUCAGUGAAACGAAAAAUAGGAACACCUUAAGUUGUUGAUAUUCGAUAUUCAGUGUCUGUAUUUAAAAUCUUCAACAUCAGGAAGCCUUGCUAAAAAUGGCCCAAGAGGUAGAAGUGCGAACUUGCCGUCCAAUAAAGCAUUUUGCUGUUGUUUUUGAUGGUAUAGCAUUAUUGUUGAUUAUUAUAGCUGUAUCAGCUUCUAAUUGGGUAGAUGUUCGAUUUCAUAACAGUGAGGGCUAUAUAGCCUGGGGAUUGUGGCAGGACUGUUAUGAUGUUGCUGGUUCAACUGUAGUUUGUGUUUCCAAGGAUUGGAUGUCAGCAUGUGGAGCUUUUAUUAUUAUAGCUCUGAUAGCAUGUAUUGGUGCUAUACCUCUAGGUAUAUUUGGCAUCUGUACUAAAACUAGAUUAUGGUACAUCAUUGCUGGUAUAUUGAAUGUUGCUGCAGCUGUAUGUGAUUUCAUUGCCUUAGUGAUUUAUCCAUCAAAAUUCUCUGAGGAAAUACAGGACAAACAUUCUGCUGGUUGGAAUUUUGACUGGACAUAUGGUAUUGCAUGGGGUGGUUUAUUCUUCAUGGUUGGAGCUGCCGUCUUAUUUUUCUUAAAGAUGAAAGAAGAUACAGUGGUUCAGAGAAGUGCAAAUUAUAAUCCAUCCCAUCAUCAAGGGAAAAUUCAACAGAGAAAUAGAAAUAGAGAAUUUUAUUAGGAUUAAUUAGUAAAUAUGUUGUUAUUAGAUAUUAUUUGAUAUUAAGAAUAAUAAAUUAUCUUUUAAAGAUAUGAUGAUAGACUGGGAUUUAUAAAAUGGAUCUGAUAAAACAGGCCUGGAAAUAAUGAUGCUUGUUGUACCUGGGGGGGAUUUGGUGUCCAAAUUAUUAACACAUGUGUGUUAGAUCUGUCAUUGAUUCAACUUGCGUGGUUUUGAUUCCCCACUUUUAUUGAAAUAAAAUUGAACCAUAGGUUUGUCCUGAAAUGACCUAGUUUGUGUCGAGGGGACAAUAAACCCCAUUUCUCUCUCACUCUUUGUCAGGCAUGAACUAGGACCUGAUAUUUUGAGCUUUGUGCUGGACAUGUAUUAAACAUAUUAAAAACAUUAAUAAAAGAUCAAUGUGUACCUGACAAAAUGACAGGCACCAGAGGCAUUGUGUCUGACAAAAUUGGAGUUGUAUCUAACAAUGUCUGUGAUAGAUGCCAUAUUUCCAGGCUUGGUGUAGACAUCUCUUUAUUAGUUUUAAUUGAUGUAUAUAUUAUAUAUAUAUUUACAAUAAUUUACAUUUAUUCCUUUAUAUUUAAUACUUUGUGCCUGUCAUGUAUAAAUGACAUUAGUCUAUACAAUUAUGUCUACAUGUUGACAUUUUACUCAUUUUUGUCUACCAUAUUUAUUCUGAAAUGUGUCAUUUAUUAAGGGGGCCACAGUUGUUCAGUGAGUAAAGCUUGGUUCACUAAAAAAGAAGAAAAGUGGACAGAAGUGUUUAGUUUCUGUACAGACCAAAUUUCCCUCAUAGAACGCUGCCCGUAUGCCCAUCUUCAUCAGCCCGUUUGGUGCAGAAAAGUAGGAAGUCAAACCUCAUUUCAUUCUUUUUGUCAACCAUGAAGAUGAAACUACAGUAAUACAUGCUGGGCAACACAAUUAGCAAUCAAAGCAAAUUGAUUAUUUAAUUGAGAAUAGAAAAUUUGUUUGCAGCUUGGAGCAAUAAACUAUCUAAGAUAGUUUGUCUUAUUCAGUUGCCGUCCUACACAACUUGUCUUUACAAUAAAAUAAUGGGAAUUUUAAGUGCCAUUUAUACAACAUAAUUGUAUACAUCUAUAUUUCGAUGCAUCAUAGUUACAUUAUAGUUAUAAAUAUAUUUACUAAAGGAAAUUUAUGUGGUCCAACUGCUUUAGUCAUACCUCACGUUAUUAUUUGAAUACAAUGAUCAUUUAUUUAAUGUAAAAAUAUAUACAUGUUAUGUUAAUAGUACAGAAAAACGUGUACUGUUUCGAAUAUUGUGAAAAGCAACUUAAAAAUAAUCUUUUCUUUAGUAAUUUUAUCUCAUAAUUAUUGUGGAUGUAUAUUGGAUUCACCUGUGUCUGUUGUCUGUUAGUCCAACUUUUAUGGUUAACACUCUACUCGAUAUAAGGGGGUUGGAUGGCCGAAUGGUUAGCAUGUGCGCGCUGUAUCAUACGGUCCGUCAUUGAGUCAACUGUACGUGACAAGGAGUAGGGUCGCCUGUCCAACCUCGUGGGUUUUCUCUGGGUCCUCCGGUUUCCUCCCACUGCUAAAGACCGCUACGCGCAAGCAAAUUAUUGAAAUAAAAUUGAACCAUGUGUUAGUCCCGAAAUGACUAGUUUGUGUCGAGUGGACGUUAAACCCCAUUUCUCUCUCUAUCUCUCUCUCUACUCGAAAUAAAGAAACCUAUCAAAAUUUAAAAAAUUGUCACAAAGUUCUGAGUUAAAUUCACAUUUAUAUUCUGUGAACACAAUUCAGAAUAAAAUUAUCCAUGGAAUUGUUUAACACUUGUUGGUUUUAUUCAUUAGGCCCAAUGUAUGAACCCAUCAGAAUUUAUCAUGUUUUUAAUUUCUAAGCUUAGUCUGUCUUCAUUAGCUUAGUCGGAGCAGAUCAGUGGGAUGUUAAACCCCAUUUCAUUUCAUUUCUAAGCUUAGUACAGAGUUCAUAAUACAUUUUUAAAACUGACAAUGAUUCUAGAUUUAGUGUGGAUGACAAUGCUGGUGGUGGACAUUCAGUGUGCCUGACAAGUCCCCUUCUAUGGUCUAGUAAAUUAAGGCACAUUUAUAUGUCUAUAGCUAUACAUAAAUUCAUUAUUAUUGUUAUUAUACUUGUCUUCAUGUGUAAAUACACUCUUUUUACUAACUUUAUAUAAUAUUUACAAUGACGAAAGAUCUGAUUUCUUAAGAUAAUGUUAUUUAAAGCAAAUAAAAUAUAGCAUUUUGUUGUAUUGGCAUCGUAUUCAAGCUGUAUAUAUUUUGCCCAUUAUAAACAAAACUUUGUCUCAGAUUACAUUACGAGUUAUAAUUCAUAGUAUUUACAUUUAUAUCCAUAUCCUAAAAGGCGCUAUGUUGAUCUUAAAACUCAACUCUGUCGACAUACUAACACAACUCUGUCUGCUGUCGACAUAUAUACCCAACUCAACUUUGUCGAUGUACCCAACUCAAGUCAGAACGAGUGAAAGUUUGGUUAUAAGAGUUUGAGAGGAUUGCGUUCAGUUGAGUUGGGUUGGGUUGGGUUGAGUUUAAAGUUGGCAUUUGGCCACCUUAUUAUAUAUUUACUUACCCUCUCAGUUUCUUCUGACAAAUCCACUGAUUAACCUAACGAUAGUUAAUCCCUGUUUUAAGAAGGAAUUAUGGUAAUUUUUGUAUAUUUUAUAAUAUGUUUACCUAUUUGAUUGUGUUUACAGUCUUUCUGUAGCAAUAGUUUUAUUAUUGUUAAGCGUUUCCAUAUCAUAUAAAUUAUACAUGAUGUUACAUUGUUUAUAUGUUUUAUCCAAUCUCUGUUGGUUGUUGGUUUUCACAUAUCAUAUUCAAUAUGUGCCGUCCUUGUUCUGAUUGUUCGAGGACAAAACAAGGAUAUCUUCAGUCUAAUUAAACUUAUACUGACAUUUUGUUCCACUCUGACAUGCAUGUAAAAAAAAAUUUUGCAGUUUGAAUUUGAAAGAAGUCUAGGCAGAAAUGCCACUGUCCAGGUAAAUUUAUUUGAUCUGACAUUGUACACCUAACCAUUGAUAUGAAAGUUACGAAAUGUUUAACUCAAAACGACAGGAUUAUUGUAUUGACAAUAUGUUAAACCCCAAUCAAUUGGUUCUAUUUCAUCUUGUUGCUGAUUGAUUUCAAUUACUGGUAAUUAGUUAUAAAACAAGAUUAAUUAUCUUUGUGAAUCUAGAGUGAAACGUAAAGGAACAUAUUUAUACUGCACAAGAGCUUUAGUCAACAUUUUUUCUCAAUAUAUUACCGAUAUGAGACCUUUAAAAAAACUGAAAAUACAGAUAAGAUUUGAUUUAAACUACAUGUAAUUAUAAACAAGAUUAUCUUCUGGAAACUUCAUGAAUCUAGAGCGAGACGUAAAGUAACAUAUUUAUAAUACACAAGAGCUUUAGUCAAAAUAUCACUGGUAUGAGAUCUUUAAAUAACUGAAAAUACAGAUUAUACUACCACGCACAUGUAUUUCUAUAAAAUCAUCACAUAACUGUCAUCUUGUGUAAUUAAUAUACGAUUUACAAAAUGCCCAUACCAUUUGAAAUAAUGUUAAGCUUACAACAAAGGAUGGUGUAACAUCUGUGUUGUAAUCUGUACUAUGAUACUAUGUAUGUACAAAUAUGUUUAGAUUUGUUGUGAGCGAACUACAUAUAAAUACACCAUUAUCAUAUGUAAAAUUUAUGAAUAUUGAAGCAAUAACUAACAGCUAGCAUUGCAAUAACUAACAGCUAGCAUUACUAUUUAUUAACUGUUGUUACAAACUAGAUAUUUAACAUGGACAUAUUUUUGAAUAUCUCAUGCUUUUGGCUAGAUGUCUCUGAUUUCAUUUUAUGUAAUUAUUUCACAGAACUAUCCUAAAUAAACUUGAAAAAUUACAGAGAUGAACACUAAAUAUUUAUGCCAGUUCAGAGUGUACAUGUAUUGUUGAAAUGGCUAUAAAAGAAAAUAAGAGGACACUAGUUAUAAUUGUGAAGAAAUGUUGACUGAUUGCAUUUUAUUUGGUGAUUUCACAAAGCCAUUUAAAAAAAAACCCUCCUGGUUUAACUGUGAAGAAAUGUUGCAUUUUAUUUGGUGAUUUUACAAAGCCAUUUAAAAAAACCCCCAAAAGAUUACAGAGUUGAAUGUUAAUUUUUACAAAUUUAUGCCAGUUCGGGUCUUCAGUGUGUUUCUGUUAACUGACGAUUAAAAGCAACUAAGAAGCAUCUAGUUAUUUCUGUGAAGAAAUGCUGACAAAAAUUAUUUUUUUCACAGAGACAUUUAAUUUAAAUCAUGAAAUAUUUAGAAGCUAAUUUUGAUUACCAGCAUUUACAAUUUAUGCAUAAUAUAAAUACACAAGAUCAAAGGAUAUAAUUUUAUUCUUUUCAUAUAUCAUGUUUUAAUUGCAUGUUUUGCUGUGUUAAUGCAAAUAAGAUAUCCAUGUAUAUAUUAUAUUUUUAUAUUUAUAAAAGAUAAGCAAGCAUUUUCUUAAAAUCAUUGUAUUCACUUACACUGUACUUAAUCUCCUCGUUAUAUAUUUAUCAUGUAAAAUUAAAGUCAAUGGUGGCGCCAGGAUUCUCCACUCUCCAGUAUGGCAGGGUGUUCGCAGGGGCCUCCCCCAGAAAUAUUUUGAAAAAAACCCAAAAACAUGGUGAUAUACGCAAUUUGUUCCAUGUCUUGAUGAGGAACAAAAUCAACAGAAAUAAUUGCAUCUUAGUAUUGAUUAGAAAGGUGGAAAAUUGAUUCUUGGAGCUUUAAAUGACAAAACACAAAUCCUCUAUCAGAAAUAAGUGUCCCUCCACUGACAGGAACAGUUUACAAACAUGAAUUAAUGUUUAUUUCUUCAAUUGUUAUUGGUCAUUUUGUGCUGCAUUGUCUUUUAAGUAGAGACUAAGCGGCCAUAGGAAGGUUAUGCUAUUUGUUUACAAUUAGCUCCGCUUGAGAACUUUAGACUGACACUUUAAUUUCUAAAUCGACGAUUUUAGUCGAAAAUGCUGAGUAUACUUCAUGAAUUUUUGAAAAGUAUUUAUUCUGCUUCCAUUUAAUAAAAUUGAAAUUUUUUAUUUAGUCUUUGUGUACAUGAAAGAUGUUUAACAGAUUAGAACCCCAUUACAAAAUAGAAUACUAAUUUUUGAAUAAAUUGUUUCAAUGGUAUUUAGUAAUUGAACUGGAAUAUACAGGUCACAAAUUCUAUGGAAUACAAUUACUGCUUAUUACUGAGCGAUGUUUUGACUACUAGUCGAAACGCUCAGUAAUAAGCAAUAAUUGUAUUCCAUUGAACUGGAAUAUACAGGUCACAAAUUCUAUGGAAUACAAUUACUGCUUAUUACUGAGCGAUGUUUUGACUACUAGUCGAAACGCUCAGUAAUAAGCAAUAAUUGUAUUCCAUAGAAUUUGUGACCUGUAUAAUUUUUGAAUAUGACCAGCCAUUCUAGACAGAGUUCUAUUUUCAAAGUAGAUAGUUCUCUGUGUGUAAAAUGACACAGAUGCUUGCCAGAUAAUUUUUUUAAAACUGCCACUUAUUCUUUUACUAAGUUCUUGUACAUAUAAGUACCAGCAGAGCUUUAUUAAGUUUUACUUCUCUUGAAAAUAUAAAUUCAUAUAACUUUUUUUUUUAUGACACCUUCUGUAGACCUGAAAUUUUUACACAUUUUUAUUCGGUUGUGAAAUGAUUUAAUGUUAGUGAAACUUUUUAUUGGAAUGUUGCCAUUUUUUCUGUUUAGUGUUUGUGUACAUUCCAGUGAAUUAAUAAUUGAAGAUUAGAAUUAUACCCUCCAUUAAAAUACUUGUAGUUAUUCAUAUUUAUAUUAAAUAAUUGCUUUAUUAAUU